Molecule: messenger RNA, 2008 nt
Organism: Artibeus jamaicensis (Jamaican fruit-eating bat)
Lineage: Eukaryota; Metazoa; Chordata; Mammalia; Chiroptera; Phyllostomidae
Gene: ALDH3B1
Product: aldehyde dehydrogenase 3 family member B1
Exons: 11
Coding region: 141-1541 (466 amino acids)
Biological process (GO): aldehyde metabolic process
Cellular component (GO): cytoplasm
Molecular function (GO): aldehyde dehydrogenase (NAD+) activity
Source: RefSeq, a predicted model, not a curated record
GGGAUGUUUCACAACAGCAGGGCAGGGCAGCCGGCGGAGCAGAGACACCAGGAGGAAGGGCAGCUUGGCAGAGCCUCAGGACAACGGCAAGCACUCUGUCACCACCAGUCACAGACAAGGAAAGCGAGGCAGCGAGCAGGAUGGACCCCUUCGAGGACACGCUGCGGCGGCUGCGGGAAUCCUUCCGCACGGGGCGGACGCGGCCGGCGGAGUUCCGGGAGGCCCAGCUCAAGGGCCUGGGCCGCUUCCUGCAGGAGAACAAGCAGCUUCUGCAGGAGGCGCUGGUGCAGGACCUGCACAAGGGGACCUUUGAGUCAGAAUUGUCCGAGUUCAGCAUCAGCCAGGCGGAGAUCAACUUGGCGCUCAGGAACCUGCAGGCCUGGAUGAAGGACGAGAAUGCAGCCAAGAACCUGGCCACACAGCUGGACUCUGCCUUCAUCCACAAGGAGCCCUUCGGCCUGGUGCUCAUCAUCGCCCCCUGGAACUACCCUGUGAACUUGAUCCUGGUGCCCUUGGUGGGAGCCCUCGCUGCAGGGAACUGCGUCGUGCUGAAGCCCUCUGAGAUCAGCCAGAACACCGGGAAGGUCCUGGUGGAGGUGCUGCCCCGGUACCUGGACCAGAGCUGCUUUGCCGUGGUGCCGGGCGGGCCCGAGGAGACGGGGCAGCUGCUGGAGCACAAGUUCGACUACAUCUUCUUCACAGGGAGCCCUCGGGUGGGCAAGAUCGUCAUGGCUGCGGCCGCCAAGCACCUGACGCCCAUCACGCUGGAGCUGGGGGGCAAGAACCCCUGCUACGUGGAUGAUGACUGCGACCCCCAGACCGUGGCCAACCGCGUGGCCUUCUUCCGCUACUUCAACUGUGGCCAGACCUGCGUGGCCCCCGACUACGUCCUCUGCAGCCCCGAAAUGCAGGAGCGGCUGGUGCCCGCCCUGCAGAGCGCCAUCACCCGGUUCUAUGGCGAGGACCCCAGGAGCUCCCCGGACCUGGGCCGCAUCAUCAGUGACAAGCAUUUCCAGAGGCUCCAGGGCCUGCUGGGCUGUGGCCGUGUGGCCAUCGGGGGCCAGAGUGACGGAAGUGACCGCUACAUCGCCCCCACGGUGCUGGUGGACGUGCAGGAGACGGAGCCGGUGAUGCAGGAGGAGAUCUUCGGGCCCAUCCUGCCCAUUGUGAACGUGAGGAGCCUGGCCGAGGCCAUCGACUUCAUCAACCACCGGGAGAAGCCCCUGGCCCUGUACGCCUUCUCCAACAGCCAACAGGUGGUCAAGCAGGUGCUGCACCAGACCAGCAGUGGGGGCUUCUGCGGGAAUGACGGCUUCAUGCACCUGACCCUCGCCAGCCUGCCAUUUGGAGGAGUGGGUGCCAGCGGCAUGGGCAGCUACCAUGGCAAGUUCUCCUUCGACACUUUCUCCCACCACCGCGCCUGCCUGCUGCGCCACCCUGGGAUGGAGAAGAUUUACUCCAUCCGCUACCCACCCUACUCAAUGCGCAACCUGAGGAUGCUGCUGGCGGCCAUGGAGACCCGCAGCUGCACCCUGCUCUGAGCCCGCCUCCAGCACCAGGCAUCAAGAGUCCCUUCCAGCUCACGUCCGAGUCCUACGCUGUCACUUGUGGCUGGUGGAGACUCAACCUAGGGUCCUGGGCACAAGAAGGAAAGACGUGCAAGGCCAUGACCCAGCCCAGUGCUUGUCCUUCUCAUUCUCGGGUGUCCCUCUUCCGGCCUGCAGCUGUCCUCUAACUAGGAUGGGCUAAGGUAAAGGAGUGUGCAAAACCUCCACGAGCCACCUGUUCUGGGCAGACGUGGGCACCUCUGCACCACCCCCUUCCUGUGGAAAGGGCAGCAGAAGGGGCCGACAUCGGGUCCAGGCCACAUGGUGGACCUGUUGUGACCCAGGCUGUCCCUGUCCUGAGCUGUUCCCGUCUCCGCAGUGGAGAUGACUAACCUGCAUCUCUGAGAUGGUUGUGAGAUCAAGUUUAGGAGCUUAAUAAACAUGAGUCGCUGACCCCAAGC